UUCAGGUCUAGAGUUGCUGCCGCCAAGCUCAACAUGUUCUUGGUUUUACUCAUUACCUUCGUAUUAACGACAGAAACAAGUGUUGGUCUGAAUUUAGGGGGACUGAUAGGGUGCAAGAAGGAUAUAUCAGUUGACUUUAUCCAACAGUGUCCAGAAGAACCUAACAUGGCGGUUUCCUUCAAUGAAAUUUUCGUUCUCCAAAUAAACAAAAAUCAAUGCGCAUUCAGUGGAAAAAUUAAAUUUUUAGAACCUGUUGGUGAGCCUUGGAAGCUGAAGUUCAAGCUGCAUAAAUGCAAAUCCAAAGACAAUUCCAAAUCAUGUCAGGACUUCUUCAAGUUUGACGUCAAUCAUAUCUGCCAAAAACUGCCACAGAAAAAUCAAGUCUGGUCAGGAUUUGUGGAAGAUACGCAUAUAGAUACAAGAUGUCCACUACAGCCGAAAGUAUAUCCGAUUGAAAACAUCGUGAUUGAUGCAGACGCAAUGAAAUACUUCCCCAUCAGCAAUGCUUACUACAAGCUUAAGAUAGAAGGUUACAUGAACGCUACCAAAAUUAUCUGUGUCGACAUUGCAUUUAUAUUACGCUGUCAAAAAUAAAAGUUUCUAAUGACUUUCGAAGUGUAGUCGUAUUAACUGAAAUUGUGAUAUACUCAAUCAUUAUUAAGAACACAGGGAAAAAAAGUACUUUCCUGUCAACAAGGAAUAAAAGAUCAAACUUAGUUUGUGAUACCAAACAUGAUAUUGAGAGGCAUAAAUAACAAGCUAUAAUUGGGAGUAUAUUCAAUUACAGAGUCGUGGCUCGCGGAUAACUCAGGGCACAAACAUGGAAUCUUAGGAAUUUUACAGAUUCUCAUUAAACUAACU
Cryptotermes secundus is the source of this 861-nucleotide messenger RNA. RefSeq lists its product as uncharacterized. NCBI's taxonomy places the organism in Eukaryota, Metazoa, Arthropoda, Insecta, Blattodea, Kalotermitidae. The transcript is spliced from 4 exons. The coding region runs from base 34 to 594 and encodes 186 amino acids. The record is from RefSeq and is a predicted model, not a curated record.